This is a messenger RNA of Alternaria burnsii, 1071 nucleotides long. RefSeq lists its product as uncharacterized. Gene Ontology annotation, biological process: kinetochore assembly; mitotic sister chromatid segregation. NCBI's taxonomy places the organism in Eukaryota, Fungi, Ascomycota, Dothideomycetes, Pleosporales, Pleosporaceae. Gene Ontology annotation, cellular component: nucleus. Bases 1 to 1071 code for a protein of 356 amino acids. The transcript is spliced from 2 exons. The record is from RefSeq and is a predicted model, not a curated record.
AUGGCGCAACCGCAGAACGAGACGCUCAAAAGGAUUCGCGAGUAUUCCGAAGAAGCUCGUGGGCUGCAAGAUGAUGUUGUCGACUUUGACGCGUCGAGUACCGAGGCGCGUUUAGAGCAGACGGUGAAGGAGCUACAAGCACGCGUGCAGGAACAACAAGCAGCGCUUGACAAGCUACGAUCACAGUCACAGGUUAAUAUAGAGAGUGCGGCUUACGCAUCAGAAGAUCCGCGGAAAAAAUUGCAGCAACUCAUUGCUGUCAAAGACGCGUAUCGACGUUUGAAUUCAACCGCAACAUACCUACCUGCGCCAGGAUCAGUUCUACCUGCACUCUUAGCAGCGCGUACCAUUCAGCAGAACAUUAAAGGAACCAAGGAUGCUAUCACCAGCACACAAUCCCAACUGGACGUCCAGGAACCCAACCUUCGUCAAGAAGAAGCCCUUUUACAUGACGCCCAACUUCUGAGUCGAUCAAUGGAGAACCGCAUUGAAAGACUACGCUCUCAGCACGAAGAUCGAUCACAGAAGACACCCGCUCAGCUUGCGCGAGAAUUGAUUGCGGCUAAGCGCGCAAAGAAAGAGAGCUACGACAACGAGAUGCAGCGCAUGGGUGGAGCAAUGAACGACUUCAUCAACGAUUACCUCUCUAGCAUGCUUGCAGCAGAAGAGCUGGGCGGACCUGUAGUAGGUGAUAUGCUUGAUGUGGAAGACGAUACACUUGCCGCCGGGUUCACGAAGAAAGGACGCCCAAAGUCGUCCAAAAAGCCAGCAUCAGAUAAAACGCGACAACGCAGGAUUGACCAAAUUUGGGGCAAGAAGACUGCUGUCGACGAUCAAGAGGAAGAAGAAGAGCCACUUACUGAGGCCGAAGCUGCAGACGCGGAAAUGCGACAGCUGAUUGAGAACCUGUUUGCUACGUUGAUGGGACCAGGAGGUGGAAAGGCGUAUUUCCAACUACAAAGAGAUUCUGCAGCCUCGAGGUUCUUGGUCAGAGCAAAGAUUGCGCAGUUCCACCCGAAAGAUGCGAGGAAGCUUAGACUGAUUGACUUUGGAAGAGAGUUGGAUGACUGA